This is a messenger RNA of Acomys russatus (golden spiny mouse), 1921 nucleotides long. RefSeq names its product debranching RNA lariats 1 (gene Dbr1). Gene Ontology annotation, molecular function: RNA lariat debranching enzyme activity. Bases 122 to 1753 code for a protein of 543 amino acids. Gene Ontology annotation, biological process: mRNA splicing, via spliceosome. The record is from RefSeq and is a predicted model, not a curated record. NCBI's taxonomy places the organism in Eukaryota, Metazoa, Chordata, Mammalia, Rodentia, Muridae. Gene Ontology annotation, cellular component: nucleus. The transcript is spliced from 8 exons.
CCGGGGCUCUGUUGAUAUUGGCGGGAGCUGGGCGGGUGGCGCGUCUGGUGUUCUCCGCUGUUCGGCCCGGGCUGCAGGUGGUCGAGGGCACCGCGGUGGAGUUCCGCUGCCUGUCAUCACGAUGCGGGUGGCUGUGGCCGGCUGCUGCCAUGGCGAGCUGGACAAGAUCUACGAGACCCUGGCGCUGGCGGAGCGGCGCGGCCCGGGACCGGUGGAUCUCCUCCUGUGCUGCGGCGACUUCCAGGCGGUGCGCAACGAGGCCGACCUGCGCUGCAUGGCGGUGCCGCCCAAGUACCGCCACAUGCAGACCUUCUACAGAUAUUACUCUGGAGAGAAAAAGGCCCCAGUUCUCACAAUCUUCAUUGGAGGAAACCACGAAGCCUCAAACCAUUUGCAAGAAUUACCCUAUGGUGGCUGGGUAGCACCAAAUAUUUACUAUUUAGGUUUAGCUGGCGUUGUAAAAUACCGAGGUGUAAGGAUUGGUGGGAUCUCUGGCAUCUUCAAAUCUCAUGACUAUCGAAAAGGUCAUUUUGAGUGCCCCCCUUACAAUUCAUCUACCGUAAGGAGUAUAUAUCAUGUGAGAAACAUAGAGGUCUACAAAUUAAAACAGUUAAAGCAGCCUAUAGAUAUAUUCUUAUCUCACGAUUGGCCAAGAAGUAUAUAUCAUUAUGGAAAUAAGAAGCAGCUUCUUAAGACCAAAUCUUUUUUCCGCCAAGAAGUGGAGAAUAACACGUUAGGGAGUCCUGCUGCCUCGGAGCUGCUGGAGUACCUGAAGCCCACGUACUGGUUUUCUGCACACCUGCAUGUAAAAUUUGCCGCCUUGAUGCAGCAUCAGGCCACAGAUAAAGAACAAACAGGCAAAGCAACUAAGUUUUUAGCUUUGGACAAGUGCUUACCACACAGAGACUUUCUUCAGGUGUUGGAAAUAGAGCAUGACCCCAGUGCUCCCGACUACCUGGAGUAUGACGUUGAAUGGCUUACUGUUCUCAGGGCCACUGACGACCUCACUAAUGUGACCGGGGGCCUGUGGAAUAUGCCAGAAGACAAUGGUCUGCACACAAGAUGGGAUUAUAGUGCCACCGAAGAAGCUAUGAAGGAAGUGAUGGAAAAAUUGAACCAUGACCCAAAAGUCCCCUGUAACUUCAGUGUGACAGCUUCUUGUUAUGAUCCUAGUAAGCCGCAGGCGCAGGUGCAGCUGCUUCACAGGAUCAGUCCACAGACGACAGAGUUUUGUGCCCAGCUUGGCAUCACAGACAUUAACGUCCUGCUGCAGAAGGCCAAGGAAGAUCAUCUGUGUGGUGAACAUGAGCAGCAGGGUGAUCUGGGGACUGACGAUUCUGGAGAAGACCGGAGUGAGUACAACACAGACACAUCUGCCCUGUCCUCCAUUAAUCCAGAUGAAAUAAUGUUGGAUGAAGAAGAGGACGACGAAGAAGCAGUAAGUGCUCAGAGUGACGUGAACACGCGUUCUGUAGAACCUUCUUCUGACCAAGUCUCUGACUUCUCUACAAGCUUCUCGGAUAUCAGGAACUUGCCAGGCUCCAUGUUUGUGUCUUCUGAUGAUGCAUCCCAUUCUCCCGCUAGUGGGGAGGGGAGACCUGGUGACACCCCGGAGUCUGGGGACGAAAAGGACUUGGCUGAGUUUCCACUGAAGAGGCUGAGCAAUGAACAUGAACCUGAACAGAGAAAAAAAAUUAAGAGGAGGAAUCAAGCCAUCUACGCUGCAGCAGAUGAUGAGGAUGAGGAUGAGUAGGAUGGAGCACUUGUCACAGGGCUGUAGGAUGUGAUUGAUUUCAAGACCCUGUUUUUAGGGUUAGAUUUAUGAAUGGACUUUGUAAUAAUGAAAUGAUGGAAUUUUGGUUAUAUAUCAGCUUUGUUUUUAGGUGUGUUUAUAUUUUUCAGAUAUAAACUUAUUAAAAUU